AUGUCUGACGACGAGCAGCACCAGCAGACCUUCGAGCAGGCCUCGGCCGGCGCCUCGCUCACUUUCCCGAUGCAGUGCUCGGCUCUUCGCAAGAACGGCCACGUCGUCAUCAAGGGUCGCCCGUGCAAGAUUGUCGACAUGUCGACCUCGAAGACCGGCAAGCACGGACACGCCAAGGUCCACCUUGUCGCCAUCGACAUCUUCACGGGCAAGAAGCUCGAGGACCUCUCGCCCUCCACUCACAACAUGGACGUUCCUAACGUUGUUAGGAACGAGUACCAGUUGAUGAACAUCGACGACGGCUUCCUCAACCUCCUCACUGCUGACGGCGGCGAGAAGAACGACGUCAAGGUUCCGGAGGGCGAGAUUGGCGACCAGAUCCAGGCUGCUUUCGACAACGGCGACGACAUCAUGGUCACGGUUACCUCGGCGAUGGGCGAGGAGCACUGCUUGGGCUGGAAGCCGGCUCCCAAGUCGUAG
Messenger RNA from Rhodotorula toruloides NP11, 480 nucleotides. Its product is annotated as translation initiation factor 5A. NCBI's taxonomy places the organism in Eukaryota, Fungi, Basidiomycota, Microbotryomycetes, Sporidiobolales, Sporidiobolaceae. The transcript is spliced from 6 exons. Gene Ontology annotation, molecular function: RNA binding; ribosome binding; translation elongation factor activity. Gene Ontology annotation, biological process: positive regulation of translational termination; positive regulation of translational elongation. Bases 1 to 480 code for a protein of 159 amino acids. The record is from RefSeq and is a predicted model, not a curated record.